Molecule: messenger RNA, 866 nt
Organism: Drosophila navojoa
Lineage: Eukaryota; Metazoa; Arthropoda; Insecta; Diptera; Drosophilidae
Product: protein anoxia up-regulated
Source: RefSeq, a predicted model, not a curated record
AGUUGUCUAGCAGAACAACUCGAACGGGCAUCAAGUUAAGAACACGAAAAGACGAGAACUUGAAUCGAAAUAAAAACGAAUAAGUGAUUCUUUCUAAUUUUUACAUUUUAUUUGAAAAUUAAAUUAUUAAAAAUGGUUUACGAAAGUGGAUUUACAACCCGUAGAACUUACAGCUCCAGACCGGUGACAACGUCGUACGCUGUAACGAAAACAAACAGACCACCAAUUGACUGGGAGAAAGUUCCUUUCGUGCCACGGCCUUCACUCAUCUCUGAUCCGGUGACUGCUUUUGGAAUGCGUCGGUCGGACUAUGAGCAGCGCAAGCGAUCAAUACUCGAUCCAAUAAACAGGGCUGCCAUAAAACCUAACUAUAAGAUUGUCUAUCAGCCCAUUGAGCCGUAUGUGCCGACACGCGAUAAGAAUCGCUCGCGUAUCCUGAGCAUGGUGCGGCAGCACAUCGACACUGUGGAAGCCGGUGGCAACACAGCAGCUCGCACCUCUCGUGAUUCCAUCGAUAGUCAACUUCCGCGCCUGCAUCGAGCUGUUUCCGAAGGUCUACCGGUGCGCCGAGAGACCUAUCGCAAUGAAAAGUCGGGUGCGAUGGUCACAAAGUACUCUUAUUAAUUAACCGAUAGCGAAAGAAGUCUUUUCAGCGAAAAUUGUUCAAACCGAAAUCGAAUUGCACGAAUUGACUAAACAGUCUCUACUAUUAUAAUUAGGGCACAUCACGCACAUGACCAUGUAUACAUACCCGCAAAUGUAAAAUCAAAUAUAUAUAUACUACAGUUCACAUACAACCAUACAAAAGAUCUGACACUCUGUUCGUUUUGUAUCUAAUAUUGCCAAUAAUACAUCUUUCAUAAUAU